Molecule: messenger RNA, 13430 nt
Organism: Schistocerca cancellata (South American locust)
Lineage: Eukaryota; Metazoa; Arthropoda; Insecta; Orthoptera; Acrididae
Product: small G protein signaling modulator 3 homolog
Exons: 16
Coding region: 244-2658 (804 amino acids)
Molecular function (GO): protein binding
Source: RefSeq, a predicted model, not a curated record
UUUUGUGGGCUUAAGGGAUUUGACAGGUGGUGCCUAUAUAACCAUAUGUUUUCAUUAACCGAGGGUGAAGGGCAGGACAGUAACAACAGAAUGAGUUGUGACAGUGGCAUGAUUAAAUUUUGACUAGAGGCACUUUAGUUUUACUGUAAAUCAUUUCGUUGUUGGCAUCUUAAGUGUGGUUGAUCGUCCAAUUCCUCAUCAGUGAAGUACAAAUAGGCAGUUUUAAUUUCAAACUUUUAGACAAUGGAUAUAGCGAAGACAUUGUUUGGAACACGACCACAUGAGGGCUACCAAGGAAAGGAAGACUAUAAUGAGAAAGUAGACACAGCAUUGUCUGAAGAUGAUGGUGAGGGAGAGCUGUCCUAUGUGGGAGAGGUGUCUGAAGGUAUCAGUAUAAUGGCUGAAGGAGUGACUCCAACUCCAGGAGGUCCUUUCUCUGCCUUAACACCCUCCAUGUGGCCACAAGAUAUUCUCAGCAAACUUGGACAGCAACCAGAUGACCCAAAUUCACAGCCAGAUUACAGGUUUGAUGAAUUUGGCUUUCGUGUGGAGGAAGAAGAUGGUCCAGAACAGAGUUCAAAGAAACUAUUAAGCAUUCCAUUUGUAGAGGAUCCACAGCAGAGAUUGCAAUGGGUAGCUCAUUUAGAAUUUAGUCACAAUAAGGAAGUGUGUGAUCUGACAUGGGACAAGGUAGAUGUCACACUUCCCCGAACAGAGAAACUUCGGUCUAUGGUACUUGCUGGUAUACCUCACUCGUUAAGACCACAAAUGUGGAUGAGGUUGUCAGGAGCACUUCAGAAAAAAAUGUCAUCUGAAAUGUCCUACAAAGAUAUUGUAAAAGCAUCAAGUAAUGAUGCUCUCAUGACUUCAAAACAAAUCGAGAAAGAUAUACUGAGGACAAUGCCAGCAAAUGUAUGUUUUAGUCACUUAACUAGCACAGGAAUUCCUCGUCUGAGAAGAGUGCUGAGAGGACUUGCGUGGCUGUAUCCUGAUAUAGGCUACUGUCAAGGAACUGGUAUGAUAGUAUCAUCUCUGCUGUUACUGAUGGAGGAAGAAGAUGCAUUUUGGAUGAUGUGUGCUAUUGUGGAAGAUUUGCUUCCAGCCUCGUACUACUCUUCCACACUUAUAGGAAUCCAGGCAGACCAGAGGGUACUUCGUGCCCUCAUUGUGAAUUAUCUUCCAGAUGUGGACAUGGCACUUAAGGAACAUGAUAUAGAGCUGAGCCUCAUCACUCUUCAUUGGUUCCUCACACUUUUUGCUUCUGUAGUUCAUAUGAAAAUCCUUCUUCGUAUUUGGGAUGUCUUUUUUCUUGAUGGUUCUCUUGUGCUAUUUCAAAUUACACUGGGGAUGCUCAAGAGUAAAGAAUCUGAUUUCAAGUUACUGCAAAACUCUGCACAGGUCUUUAACCUUUUGUCAGAUAUUCCUUCGGGUGUAGAUGAUGUUGACAAGCUUCUAGAGGUAUCUUUUAAAGUUGCUGGUUCUCUGAAUGAUGUGGUAAUAGAAACACACAGACGACGACACCUGGCGUAUUUGAUGGCUGAUAGUGGUGCUUUGGUAGGAAAUCCAGAAUCUGCUUCAAAUCUUCCUAAACAGCAUCUCAGCAGGAGACAAAUGAAGAAAUCAAAAUCAAUGAUUCAGUUGCUGCUAUUUGGAGAGGAGACAACAGAGGAAGAUAUCAAAUCAAAAAAUAUUCGUCAAACAGAGAUACUUGUGGAUCUUCGUGAGGCCAUUCUACAAGUUGCAAGACAUUUCAUGUCAGUGGAUCCCAAACUAAAUAAAAUUUCUCUUGUACCUGAUUAUACCAUGGAGAGCCAUGCAAAAGACCAAGAUAAUUAUGUCAGUGUUUCAAGAAAUCGGAAACGGCGAGCUAAAGCACUAUUAGACUUUGAACGCCAUGACGACGAUGAGCUUGGAUUUCGGAAGAAUGACAUCAUCAUUAUUAUAAGUCAGAAGGACGAACAUUGUUGGGUUGGUGAACUGAAUGGAUUGAGAGGUUGGUUCCCAGCAAAGUUUGUGGAGCUGCUGGAUGAAAGAAGCAAACAGUACUCAUGUGCAGGAGAUGAUAGUGUAUCGGAGACUGUAACAGAUUUAGUCAGAGGGACGCUGUGUCCAGCAAUAAAGCAAGUACUGGAGCAUGGCAUGAAGAGACCAAGUUUUCUAGGUGGCCCUUGUCAUCCAUGGCUAUUUAUUGAAGAGGCAGCUACAAAAGAAGUUGAAAAAGACUUUAAUUCAGUUUACAGUCGCCUUGUACUUUGUAAGACUUAUCGAUUGGAUGAGGAUGGAAAAGUUCUCACUCCUGAAGAGUUACUCUACCGAUGUGUGCAGGCAGUGAAUUUAAGUCACGAUAAUGCACAUGCUCAAAUGGAUGUCAAGCUGCGAAGUCUUAUCUGUUUGGGCCUCAAUGAACAAGUUUUGCAUCUCUGGCUAGAAGUUCUUUGUUCAUGUGUGGAAGUAGUUCAGAAGUGGUACCAUCCUUGGAGUUUCAUCUACAGUCCUGGAUGGGUGCAGAUCAAGUGUGAAUUGCGUGUUCUUUCACAGUUUGCAUUUAAUUUAAAUCCUGAUUGGGAAAUUCCAGCCAAAAAAGAACAAUCUCAACCUCUUAAAGAUGGUGUACGUGAUAUGUUAGUGAAACAUCAUUUGUUCAGUUGGGACCUCUAGGACACACGGACUGUUUAUUUAAUUGGAACAGUUCCAGUUCAAAAAUGUUAAAACUCUAGGUGAUUCUGUACAGGGACUCAGUACAAUCGAGUGAUUACUUUUUGUUUCAGAAAGAUCAGUGAGUGUGCUUGUCGAAUAUGAGAGAACCGUAAAAGAAAGAUUUUAACAUUGUAUUGUUACAUAUUUAUUGAAAGUUGUUCAAAAUAGAAUUCAAAAUGUUACCCUUAGUUAAAAAUAAGUUUUACAGUAUUUAAAGUGAAAAAUUAAUUACAGUAUUGCAAUUGAAGACAUGAUUUCAGUAGUUUUGUGGAGAAAAUUAAGGGAGAAAUGAGUUAACCAGAAAAGUACAGAAUGGUCUAAAGAGGGUACUCAGGCAGCUCUGAGUUGCUUACAAAUCUUUCCAUAUAGACAUAUUCACUAAUCAAAUAUGAUUUUUGUGUUUAAAAUAUUAAAUUAAUGUACUUCACAGACAAUCUGUAUAAAAAUAUUCAUUUAAAAGUUUGUGAAACAGUCUGUAAUUGUUUGUUACAACUGUGUACUACUUGUAUUUAAUUUAGUCAAGUGUUUUAUUGCUUAUCUGGAUCUGAAGAGAUGGCCAUCAUUUUUUUAUAACUUACCCAGUAAAAUACUGCUUUCCAGUUUACUUUAUUUUUAAUCAAGAUGAUGUCAUCUGCAUGUUGUUGUGUUAAAAUGACAAGUAUUGGUGCUGUUGGGUUACUGCCAGUUUAAUAAGUCAGAAGUGUGGUCAAAAAAUGUAUUAGGUGUUCAUUUGAUUGGGCUGUCUAAUUUAGAGGUCAGUUUUAGGAUUCUAACACUUUACCAUGAAGUCCAUCAGAUCUUUGGGUUUUCAAGCCAACUUCUUUGUUGUUAGCAGAUUUACUUUAUUGUUAGAAAUCAAAAUGUCGUUAAUGACUUUGAUUUGUUACAAAUUAAGAAAGAUUUCCCUGUGGAAUUACCACAAUAUUUAUCACAAAAAUCAACAUACAUGUUUCUUACUGAUUUAUAGUAUUUUUUCCUUAAAAAAUGAACAUUAUUACUGUAACACUGCUAUGUGUACUGAACGACACCCUUGGAAUUCAGUGUCGUUAGCCUCAGUCCACAGUGAGUGGGAAAGCAGUGUGCUGACCCCGUACCCCUCCAUAAUGCAUCUAAAUGACACCAUAUGGCAGAGGAUGAUACAGUGGCUGGUAUGGUCAUCUAGGCCUGUUUGUAGCAUUAUUUUUUUGUCUUAGAAAGAGUGUAUUAAGUAUUCAACCACUAAUGAACACUCUGUCAAAAAAAAGUGAAAUUGUAAUUUUUCUUAGAUUUGAUUCAUUGCUGUGCGUAAAGAACAAUUUCCAACGUACAAAUCUGUUCCUUUCAAUUUGAUACAGAUACAGAAGUCCCUGUGAAGUUCCAUUCACUGAUGGAAAAAUAUAUAACAACUACUACUCACCGAGAAACUGAACUAUUAGAAAGGAUAUAGUAACAAGGCUUGAAUAAAUUCAUUCCAGAUGUAAUGCCAUGUCAUCUGCACAAUAAAUAGAAACCUGCUUGUUUUCUAAGUGUCUUGCCGGGUUUUCUCCUAAACAUUGAGGAAGAAGACCUGUGCAAAAUGGUUGAAAUAUCACUACUGUCCAACUGUCUUGCACAGUUUUCUUCCAAAUGGUUAAGAAGACCUGUCGAGACAGUUGAUGCGUCAACACAUAUUUUACUUAGUUUGUAGUAUGAUAUUUCACUGUACUCCAGAUGACUGACACUGACUAGAUUGCUUUCCAUUUAUAUCCAGGGGAAGAAAGUAUAGAGUUUAAGGAACUCUGUCAGCUGGUACACAAAAUAAUGAAGCUAUCUGCUUGGUUAUCAAACUGGCAUCCUUACUCAGAGUUUACGUUAUCAUUUUGUGGAGUUUUAAGAUUUUUUGGAAUAUUAUAGCAUUCUAAUCAACAGCAAUUUCAGAAUAUCAUAUUUAAAUUUUAAAGUCAUUGUUUUUAUUAUCUUUUGGGGUACAGUAAGAAUGUGCCAUGUAAUUCUGUAGGAUGUUACUAAUGUUAUAAUGAUUAUUGUAACUUUACUGUUGCACACUUUGUAUUAUUUUUCAAACAACCUCUGCAAUUUUUGUAUAAAUGUAAAUAUUGGCACUGUUACUUGUCUGUAGGACUGAGUGUUGCUUUGGAGUAAUUAAUGUCAACCAAAUAAAGAUAUGUAAUUUUACUUAACAGAACGAAAGAAAUCAGAUACAUUGCAUUGUUUACUGUAAUGUAUUUCUACUGCUGAACAGCUUCUGAAAUCCAAAUUAUGACAGGGUUCCACUUAUCUGUGUGUAUGUUGCAAAACUGAUUCAUUGUUAUUGUGAUAAAGAAUACUGUGAAUGCUUUUAUGUAAAAUUGUAGUGACAUGACAGUGUUAAAAGUCUGCUGUGACUACAAGACAAAGGACCAAUACCUUCAGCUGCUAAACCAGAAAUUCAUUAUUUUAUUGUUGUUUUACUUUUAGUAGAGUCUAUUAAUUAUUCAGUAUUAAGAACUUUUCAUUUUAUGAUAUGCAUUUUUAUACAAUUUUAGUGAAUAUUUAUACUUUCAUUGAGUUCUAUCUAACGACCCUUUUCAAGUAGAUAAGGUUAUAUAACUGAAUUCAUCUUGAAGGUUUUUUUUUUUCAUUUAUUUGAACAUAUUUAGUAUGAAUGCCUUUCGUAGUUAAUUAAGCUGGAAUUAAAAUGAAAUACCAGUUAUAUAAGGGCUUAAUAUUAUUAAAAAAAUUGCUUCUCCAAGAUAAUUGGGACAACCAAUAAAUAUUGUCAAUGAUGGUACUGCAAGGACUAAAUGUAGGUAUGGGACUUGCAACCUGUUCAGAAAAUCACAGUGCAGAGCAGUGAUUACUUGUUGUUGUUGUUGUGGUCUUCGGUCCAAAGACUGGUUUGAUGGAACUCUCUACACUACUGUAUCCUGUGCAAGACUGUUCAUCUCCGAGCAACUACUAUAACUUACAUCCUUCUGGAUCUGCUUACUAUAUUCAUCUCUUGCCCUCCCUUGACAAUUUUUACCCCCCCCCCCCCCCCAAGCUCUUCUCCAGCAAUAAAUUUGUGAUCCUGGGAUGUCUCAGAAUGUUUCCUACCAACCAAUCCCUUCUUCUAGUCAAGUUGUGCCACAAAUUCCUCAUCUCCUCAAUUCUAUUCAGUACCUCCUCAUUAGUUAUGUGACCUACCCAUCUAUUCUUGAGCAUUCUUCUAUAGCACCACAUUUCAAAAGCUUCUAUUCUCUUCUUGUCCAAACUAUUUAUCGUCCAUAUUUCACUUCCAUACAUGGUUACACUCCAUACAAAUACUUGCAGAAAAGACUUCCUAACACUUAAAUCUAUACUCGAUGUUAACAAAUUUCUGUUCUUAACUCAUCUACUACUUUAAGUGUCUCAUUUCCGAAUCUAAUUCUCUCAGGAUCAUCUGAUUGUUAUUCCUACUCUCUCUCUCUCUCUCUCUCUCUCUCUCUCUCUCUCUCUCUCUCUGCUCAAUAUACAGAUUGAAUAACAUCAGGGAUAGGGUGCACCCCUCCACCUGGUUUCUGUACAAAUUGUAAAUAGCCUUUCUCUCCCUGUAUUUUACCCAUCACUUAGAAUUUUAAAGAGAGUAUUCCACUCAACAUAGUCAAAAUCUUUCUGUAAGUCUACAGAUGCUAUAAAUGUAGGUUUGUCUUUGCUUAACCUACGUUCUAUGAGAAGUCUUAGGGCCAGUACUGCCUCGCAUGUUCCAACAUUUCUACAGAAUCCAAACUGAUCUUCCCCAAGUUCAGCUUCUACCAGUUUUACCAUCCUUCUGUAAAGAAUUCAUGUUAGUAUUUUGCAACCAUGAUUUGUCAAACUGACAGGUUAGUUAUUUUCACAUCAGUAAGCAUUUGUUUUCUUUGGAAUUGGAAUUAUUAUAUUCUUCUUGAAGUGUGAGGGAAUUUGCCUGUCUCAUACAUUUUGCUCACCAGAUGUAAGAAUUUAGUCAUGGCUGGCUCUCCCAAGGCUAUCAGUAGUUCUAACAGAAUGCUUUAUACUCCAGGGGCCUUGUUUUGACUUAGGCCUUUAGUGCUCUGUCAGAUUCUUCAUGAAGUAUCAUAUCUCCCAUCUCAUCUUUAUCUACGUCCUCUUCCAUUUCCAUACUAUUGUCCUCAAGUAAUCUCCCUUUUACAGGUCCUCUAUAUAUUCUUCCACCUUUCUGCUUUCCCUUCUUUGCUUAGGAAUGGUUUUCCAUCUGAGCUCUUGGUAUUUAACAGGUGGUUCUCUUUUCUCCAAAGGUCUCUUUAGUUUUCCUGUAGGUGGCAUCUAUCUUUCCUCUAGUACUUCUAAAUCCUUACAUUUGGCCCCUAUCCAUUCCUACUUAGCCAUUUUGCACUUCCUUUCAAUCUCAUUUUUUAGACGUUUGUAUUCCCUUUCGUCUGCUUCAUUGACUGCAUUUUUAUAUUUUCUCUUUUCAUCAGUUAAAUUCAACCUCUCUUUUGUUACCCAAGGAUUUCUACUUGCCCUCAUCUUUUUACCUAUUUUACCUUCUGCUGCCUUCACUAUUUCUUCUCUCAAAGCUACCCAUUCAUCUUCUACUGUUUCCGUUCCCCUUUUCUUGUCAAUUGUUCCCUAAUGCUACUUCUGAAACUCUACAACCUCCGAUUCUUUCAGUUUAUCCAGGUCACUGUUCAUAACCAAUAAAUUGUGGUCAGAGUCCACAUCUGCCCCUGAAUUGUUUUUCAAUUUAAAAUCUGGGUCCAAAAAUCUCUGUCUUACUAUUAUGUAAUCAAUUUGAAACCUUUCAGUGUGUCGAGGUCUCUUCCAUGUAUACACCCUUCUUUCAUGAUUCUUAAACCAGGCCUUAGCUAUGGUUAAAUUACGCCCUGUGCAAAAUUCUAGCAGGUGACUUCCUCAUUCAUUCCUUUCCCUCAGUCCAUAUUCAUGUACUUUUUUUUUCUUCUCCUUCAUUUUCCUACUGUCGAAUUCCAGUCCCCAAUGACUGUUAAGUUUUUGUCUCCCUUGACUAUCUGAAUAAUCUUUUUAUCUCAUAGUACAUUUCUUCAAUCUUCAUCAUCUACAGAGCUAGUUGAUAUAUAAACAUGCACUAUUGUGGUGGGUGUGAGCUUUGUGCCUAUCUUGGCUGUGAUGAUGUGUUCACUAUGCUGUUCAAAGUAGCUUAUCUGUGUUCCUACUUUUUUAUUUCUUAUUAAACCUACUCCUGCAUGACAUCUAUUUGUUUUUGUAUUUAUAACCCUGUAUUCACCUGACUACAUGUCCUGUUCCUCAUGCCACCAAACUUCACUAACUACCACUACAUCUAAAUUGAACAUAUCCAUUUCCCUUUUUAAAUUUUCUAACCCACUUACCUGAUUAAGGGAUCUGGGAUUCCAUGCUCCGAUCUGUAGAAUGCCAGUUUUGUUUCUCCUGUUCCGAAUAGGGGAGUAUUUUACCUCCAGAAUAUUUUACCCAAGGUGACGCUGUCAUUUAACCAUAGCGUAGAGCUGCAUGUCCUUGGGAAACAUUAUGGCUGUAGUUUCCCCCUGCUUUCAGCCAUUUGCAGUACCAGGACAGGAAGGUUGUUUUGGUUGAUGUUACAAGGCCAGGUCAGUUGAUCAUCCAGACUGUUGUCCCUCCAACUACUGAAAAGGCUGCUGCAUCUCUUCAGGAACCACUUGUUUAUCUGGCCUCUCAACAGAUACCCCUCCGUUACGGUUGUGCCAGAGGUAUGGCUACCUGUAUCACUGAUGUACACAAUCCAUGGUUCAUGAAGGGGUGAUUGCAUUAUCUGUGUCAAACAGAUGUGUUUCUAACAUUCUGGAUCAUCUAGUACAAAAAUUAAUGCUUAAGGUUUAUCCAGAAAGUUACAAUAUUUUGUAAUUGUUGUGUAGUGAAAUGUUUUAAGUUAUAUGUAUUUGUAACAGUCUGUCAAGUGUUUAUAAUAUAUACUCUGAAAAUUGUGCUGCUAAUUUACACUGCCUUCAAUUGAAUUACAAAUUAAACUCUGAAAUGUGUGAUAUUGUCAUCACUAGCUCUGGAGCUUGAGCAUGCUAGUCUUAUAUGUACAGGAAAAAUAAUAAAAAAGGAGAACAUAUCCAUGGCCAUUAUUCUCUGAAACUUAAUAUACAGCUGAUUGCAAGGAUAUACUCAGCAAGGCAGAGUGAAGGGAGCUCAAAACCCUCUUCCCCAAAGGAAAAAGAAUUUUUGUAAACUGAACUUACAUUUUUUCCUGCAAAACACACAGAUUUAUCAUUCUGUAUAGUUUGAAAAAAGGCCGAAGAUGUAAUGAGUAUUGAUUAGUAGCAUGUGUACCAGAGCCACGUGUGGCAAAAUCUCAAAACUGUUUCGUCGUUCAAAGGAAAACAUAAGUUAACCAUCCACUCUUGCCCCGACCUUGAGUACACUCUUGCCUGAGCAACAGAAAAAUACAAAAACCUGUUACACAACAGACGAGUUGUUUCAGAAUAGCCACAAACAAAACAGUGGCCACUAUGUCUAAUUACAGAUUACCCUGUCGUGAACUGCUGUUAUUUUCUGACUCAUGAAGUAUUAAAUGAUAUAAAACAAAAAGUAUAAAACUUCAUCAAUUAGAACAAUGUGUUGGAAAGUCCAAAAUCUAAUGAUUGUGUACCAGGAUUACAAAUAUUAAAUAAGUGUUCACUAAAUCACACUGAGUUAUCCAAAAUAAAGCAUUUGUUGUCCAAAAUCAGCUGUAUAAAGAAGGUAUAUAAGGAAAGUUUAUUGAGCUGGUAACACAUGAAAGAAACUGUUUCAUAAUGCGUGAGGAAUAAGUCACUAAUGCUCGACACCAUGAAAAUGUCAAGAAGUAAAAAAUGCUAUUGUAGAUACGCUUCUAGACUGAUGCAUGAAGACCUAGCAGAUUUGACUAUGAACAGUGUUAACCCUAAAAAAAUUGUUCUUGUAUACAUUUGUGAUUUAAAUGGAAGAGUUGAAAGUUCAACUCAGAUCAUCAUUUGUUGUACCGUGCAUGAGUGAAAUUUGUGUUAUAGUAUGUGAAGGAAACCAAACUUGGAAAGUAAUAGAGUAAAUCUAAUAACCAGAUAACAUGAGUUCCUACUAUAAUGAAAGUGUUGUUUAUAGAGGUGUUACACGGGUAACUUUGUAAAUAAAAAGCAUCCAUUCCAAAAAAUUGAGUCAAAUUUAUUAGACAUAUUUGUUUUCACUUGGUAAUAGAACAGAAUACAUCUGAAAGCUAAAGAUUUAAUAACAAUAAAUGUACAGGUAGAAUCUGAACUGAAUGAAGCAAAGUGAUGAAUCAUACAGAAUGUACAACCAACAAAUUGAAUAAUAUGUAUUGGCCCUGAAAUGAUAUGUAAUGUAUUUUGUGAUUAACUGCUCCCAUUGCAAUUUUCUAAAUAUUUGUUCUAAUGUUUAAUAGCCUCUAAAAUAGUGAAUGUGAAUUUGAAGAUACAGAAAGAGAAUGGAUCAUAGAAAUGCUUACAUUAAAAGUACCAAAAAAUAUAUUUUUGAUUUACUAAUCUUAGUAACAACUUGUAUGUUCAAUGAACAUUAUUCACAAAUUGUACAAAAGUUGCAGCUUUAAUUUGUAAUUUUGUCCAGUGUUUGUUUUUAAAUUUGAAGCAUCUGAUCUCAGAUUUUCAUAAGUACAUAUGUGAUGUUUGUUAAUGCAGCGUGUAAUUAAUUCCACAUCUUGAUGCUGCUAUGUACAAAGGUUUAGAAUAUGUCUAAUAAUAUUUUUUUCAAUGUGAUAACAGAUUUCAAAUAAAAUUAAUGCUUCUUGUAUGUGUUGUUUAGCUUCUUUCCAGAAGAAAUAGCAGAGCAGUAACUGUAUUCUAAUAACCAUGUGUGUGAGAAUGUAUGUACUAUUGCUGGAAAAAGGGCUAGUGCUCAAAAGCUUGUGUGAGUGUUUUUCUGUUAUGUGUUACAGUGCUCCACACUUUGAUCUGCUGUAGGUGAGUGGUUGCCUUUGCCUUAUUUUACGUAUUGCUUCACACAGGAAUUUCCAUUAUUGUUAUAAAUUCCACAAAGAAUAAUUUGGCCUUAUGUUAAGAUGUUGACAUAUUUUUGAUUUGUAAUACAGUAGCCCCAUAAACUUACCAGAAUUGGUUUAAUUUCAUCUAAAGUCAACUAGUGUUCAUUAAUACUGUAGGUAGCAAUGUUAUAGUUUAAUUUUCUGCUUCUAUAUAACUUAGUGUAAGUAUUGUGUAACAGUAUCAUAAACUCCAAAAUAUGUGGAAUCAUGCUCUUUGUUUAAUACUGUCCCAUUAUUCUACAUUAUGUGAUUUUGAAUUUGAAUAAGACAUGCAUAAAGAGAGGGAUAAGGAAACAAAUAAACUGAACGGUUUGGCUGGGAAAGUAGGAAAGUACAGAAAGGACUAUGGAGCUGGUGUGGUGCAGGAGGGUAUUAUGAGAUGUGAAAAGGAGAAAUGGUAAAGACAGGUGGAGUAAAAGGACUCGUGGAGAUUGAGGCCAAAAACAUUGUAGUAAUGAAGGUUAUCCUGCAUCAAGCACAUACUACAUGCACAGUACAAUAAAGCUGGAGGGGCAGAUCUACAUGCCACAGGUGUGAAGAAGCCAUUGAUACGUUUUCCAUGAUGUUUAGAAGUAUAAACUAGUGGGCCAUUGGCCACUGUUUGACAGAGGUCCUUCAUUUGUGUGGACAAUCUGUCAUAAAAUGGUGUGUAGUCAUUGGAGCAAAGCUGAUAGACAAUAUCAUGGCUUUCUCACGGAGUAAGAAAUGUUAGUUGUAGGACUGCAGUUGGAUUUGGUAGGAAGCUCUAUGGAACAGUGUGACGGAAAUGGCCUUGAUUUCAUAGUCUCGCCAUCACUAGCACCAAUCUCGAUCACUUUGAAGCUGAGAGUUUAAAUGAGUGUGGAAUGAUGUACACAGAUGACAUCAACACGCACUUUUUAUUCCUUUCAAAGUUCCUCUAUUAAUUGUGUGUGUUUUUUUUUUUUUUCAGAAAAUUAUUAGUGCAGCUAUUCAGAAUCAGCACCCACAAUUACAUGAGCCACAUUCCAGUGGUGAAGCUUAUUUUUCUCUCAUGGCACAAAAAAAACACACUUUCACAUUUACAUAAUAAUCAUCACCAUGUGCAACACUAAUCCACUUUGAUGACAAUAACAUUUCACUGUACUCAUUAAUCACAGCACGCAUUCAUAUAAACAAGGGAAUUCACAUUGCAUAAAAUGUGAAAUGACUCAAGUCCUCAAACAUUAAUAUGAAUGAGUCUUGUGGUUGCUGGUGUACAAAAUGAACAUACUUUUAGUGUAAGUCAAUACUGAGAGUGCACUUGAUAUUGGCUUACUCAUCAACACUCAAACUGCGAACUGAUUACUUCACGACUAAGACAGUCUUAUAAAGAUCGGCUUAGGAACAAACUGUUGUUUUGCAGACUAAAUAAUGCUUUGAAAUUUGGCCAGGUUGGAAUUUACUGUUUCAGAUGAACUAUCAGAACUAAUGUGAUUCUGAAUGACAGAAAGUGUCACUAGCAGAAAUUUGGAAAAAUACAUGGAACUAUUGUCUUUAUGCAGUGUGAAUUCCCUUGUUUAUAUGAAUGUGUGCCAUAUUACAAACUGGAGCAAAUUACACAAAAUUAUUAAUUAGUUUUAUCAGUUAAUGCCGUAUGUCAUUUUGUACAGAAAAAUUAAUGUAAGAGAAGUAUGUAGUCAAAGUUCGGACUCUUAACAGUGGUUUUGACAAAAUCUGCAGUGGAAAAUGGGGAUUCUUUAGAUCUUCAAGUUUCAAUUAUAAACUAACAAUUAUGUUUUACGUAAUUUAAAAUAUGUUACUGGAAAAUGAGAAUGCUUAACUUUGAAUCAUGUAGGCCACUAUUCCCAGCUAUCUCGAUUAGCUAUUAGGUUUUUCAAUAUAGUGACCUUUAAGUGUUACCUUUAAUUAACUGCAACUUCUAGUUAACAGUGUCCUAAUGAGAACUAAUUACACAAAUGGAAUCAGAACAGCCAAGAAUAACCUAAAUUACAAAUUCUAGAGAAAUCUAGUCCGAAUAAGAACUUGAGAUUUUCAUGUAGGUAUUACAUGCCAACAGGUAAAUGUAUUGAAAAUAAAACAAAAUGAGGUAAAAAAGUGUUUUUGGUUAUUUAUGAAGAAAGAAAAACCUGAAAUAUGGGAAGAAUCCACCUGCUGUCACAACAGGUCUUCCACGAGAAUAUGAUCCAUAUGACUGAGAUUAGGAGCAGGAAUGUUCUGGAGAGGAUAAUGACAUUUCAGAAAUUUUGUGUGUGGUAGAGUAGCGCUUUGGGGCAAAUAAGAAGAGUAGUGGAGAAAAAGUUCAUUUCACAUCAUGACAAGAGAAGGUGAAGUCCUCAUGGGGAACAUAGAGUUGCUCCAGUCCAGGAUGGUGCCAAUUGUGAAUGACAAAGAAGGUCCUCUUUUGUGUUUGAGAAAUGCUCAGUGUAUUUGAGGCCAAUACAGGAGAUGUGUUUCAAGGAAUUUGAGGAGAAUAAUGUUGUCUGAAAGCCCUGAAAGACAGUCAGCAUACUGAGAGAUGGAUUUAUUGUCACUGCAUAUGUGCUCUACACUGGUAUAUGACCAGGUUGCGUGAGAGGUACAGUCAGGUGUGGAAUGAGUGUCACUUGUCAGAAUAGUGUUAUAGUUGGUGACUAGUUAAUACAUGUGAAGAGAGGUGGUUGUGGAGCUAACAGUGAUGUGGAUGUGGAUGUUGAUGUGCAAGCGGAGGUGAGGAUCACAAACAUCCUACAGUGAUGGUAUCAACAAACUGAUCUUUCAUUAGGAGAAAUGUGUUCAUUGCCAGGGUGACUGUCGAGAAACAAAUAUGUAGGCAUGGAGGAUAAAGAUGUUGAAUGUUAAUAAAGUU